Molecule: messenger RNA, 1455 nt
Organism: Syzygium oleosum
Lineage: Eukaryota; Viridiplantae; Streptophyta; Magnoliopsida; Myrtales; Myrtaceae
Exons: 2
Coding region: 334-1455 (373 amino acids)
Molecular function (GO): zinc ion binding; nucleic acid binding
Source: RefSeq, a predicted model, not a curated record
AUGAACGGGACGUCACGUUAAUGACCCCGAGGUCGGGGCGUCACAGUCUAAUUUGGUAUCAGAGCAGGUUCCCCUCCAGUAAGUGCAAGUUCGGUGUUGAGCCAAGAAGAGGCUGUGGAAUCCUGAAAGGACCCGAUCCAAUGAGGGCGGGGAGUGGUCGCCGAGGUAGAACCUGAUCAAGGAGCGGCUCUUGGCUAGGAAGUGGACGCCGGGGCAUGAGGCCUGAUCAAGGUGCGGCUUCUAGCAAGAGUGAUCGCCGGGGUUGAAGACCUGAACAAAGAGCGGCUCCUGGCAAGCUUCUAGGAUGAUGGAAAGACCCCUUAGAAUACCAAUAUGAGUGCUCGGAACCCGACUGCGACCUCGACCUCGAAGGGGAAGUCAAAUCAAGACCCCCGAAUAGACGGAAUUCUGCAGGCUCUGGCGACCGUAGGAGAACUGUUGGGACAGCAGGCCCAACAACGAAUGCCUAAUGCUGAGAAUGUGGCAGCAAAUGGAAAUGGAAAUGGUGGCCGUACGAUGCACAGAUUGGUCGAGCAAUUCCUGAAGCUCCAACCCCCAAAGUUUGUCGGAACUGGAGAUCCCGAAGAAGCGGAGUCCUGGAUCGAUGAACUCCAGAAGGCAUUUGAGCUUUUGAGAUGUUCCGAGGAAGAGAAAGUUACCUUAGCAGGCUAUCAACUGCAAGGUAAUGCCAGCUAUUGGUGGAAAGCGACCAAGGAAAUCGUGUUCCCAGAAAAUGCUGCUGUCAACUGGAAUGCUUUCAUUGAAGCAUUCAACGGAAAGUAUUUUUCCGAAUGUGCUCGCGACCGAAAGAUGAAGGAAUUCUUGCAACUUCAACAGAACAACAUGACGGUGGACCAGUACGAAGCAAGGUUCGCUCAACUGUCAAGGUAUGCCCUUAAACUUAUUGAAGAUCCAGUGGAAAGGGCAAAAAGAUUCCGAGACGGUUUGAAACCAGACAUCCGGAGACAGUUGGUGCCGCUGAACCUCAAGGAUUACAACGAGCUGUAUGAACGCGCGCAGCUGGUGGAGAAAGAGUCCCUGGAACGAGCUGCCACGGCGACUAACCAAGGAAAGCCUUAUCAUCCGGCUUCUCAAUCCAACCAGCAUCAUGACAAGAGACCGAUGUCGGGAGAAAACCAUUUCUCCACUCCCAACAAGAAGAUAAAAAAUCAGAAGCCAAUUUCCACUGCAGGCGAUGCGUGCCAUACUUGCGGAAGGUUUCAUGGAAAUGCUCCGUGUCCAAAACAAACGGGAGCAUGUUUCGGCUGUGGUCAACAAGGCCACCGCAUAAAGGACUGCCCGCAACGACAGCAAGUGAAGCAGUCACAACAACCACUGGUGAUGCAACAAAAAGAAGUUCCAUCGCAUGAUAAUCGUCCUCCAGCUCAAGGAAGGAUUUAUGCAAUUACUCAAGAGGAAGCGGAAAACUCCAAGAAUGUUAUUACGGAGACUUGA